Triplophysa rosa is the source of this 3318-nucleotide messenger RNA. It is a transcript of the gene slc71a1-2, whose product is annotated as major facilitator superfamily domain containing 14A2. Lineage: Eukaryota; Metazoa; Chordata; Actinopteri; Cypriniformes; Nemacheilidae. The record is from RefSeq and is a predicted model, not a curated record. Gene Ontology annotation, molecular function: transmembrane transporter activity. The coding region runs from base 128 to 1609 and encodes 493 amino acids. The transcript is spliced from 12 exons. Gene Ontology annotation, cellular component: membrane. Gene Ontology annotation, biological process: transmembrane transport.
UCUGUCGAAGAGGGCGGACGGGAAGUGGCAGUCGUGUAGCUUAGCGCGGAUGCUAACGGUAAAGUGAAACAUUUAGCCACACCUCGCGGGUCCAUCUCCCACAAACAAGAAUGGACAUAAGUUAACUAUGACUGGAGAGAAAAAGAAGAAAAAGCGGCUGAACCGCAGCAUUCUUCUGGCUAAGAAAAUCAUCAUAAAAGAUGGAGGCACUCCACAGGGGAUUGGCGACCCCAGUGUUUACCAUGCGGUCGUGGUUAUCUUCCUGGAGUUUUUCGCCUGGGGACUGCUCACCACCCCGAUGCUUACGGUUUUACGUCAGACAUUCCCCCAGCACACAUUCCUGAUGAACGGCCUCAUUCAUGGAGUCAAGGGUCUGCUGUCUUUCCUGAGCGCUCCGUUAAUCGGUGCUCUGUCAGACGUGUGGGGCCGGAAGUCUUUUCUGCUGCUCACGGUGUUCUUCACAUGCGCUCCCAUCCCUCUUAUGAAGAUCAGCCCAUGGUGGUAUUUUGCAGUGAUCUCCAUGUCUGGUGUCUUCGCGGUCACCUUUUCAGUGAUUUUUGCGUAUGUGGCUGACAUCACCCAGGAGCACGAGAGGAGCACAGCGUACGGCCUGGUGUCGGCCACUUUCGCAGCCAGUCUGGUGACGAGCCCCGCGAUUGGUGCGUACUUGUCUGUGGCUUACGGAGAUACUCUGGUGGUGAUUCUUGCCACGGCUAUAGCUCUGCUGGACAUCUGUUUCAUCCUGGUGGCCGUUCCCGAGUCCUUGCCCGAGAAGAUGAGACCGGCCUCCUGGGGUGCACCCAUAUCCUGGGAGCAGGCCGACCCAUUCGCUUCUUUGAGGAAGGUGGGCCAGGACUCUACCGUCCUCCUGAUCUGUAUAACAGUCUUCCUGUCCUACCUCCCCGAGGCCGGUCAAUAUUCCAGCUUCUUCCUGUAUCUCAGACAGAUCAUUGGCUUCACACCAGAAACGGUUGCUGCUUUCAUUGCAGUGGUGGGAAUUCUUUCCAUCUUGGCUCAGACGGUUGUCUUGGGAAUCCUGAUGCGCUCCAUAGGGAAUAAGAACACUAUCUUGUUAGGCCUGGGCUUUCAGAUCCUGCAGUUGGCCUGGUACGGCUUUGGCUCUCAGCCUUGGAUGAUGUGGGCUGCUGGAGCAGUAGCUGCCAUGUCCAGCAUCACCUUCCCAGCCAUCAGUGCCAUAGUGUCCCGCAACGCAGACCCCGACCAACAGGGUGUGGUACAGGGUAUGAUCACAGGAAUCAGAGGCUUGUGUAAUGGUCUUGGUCCAGCACUCUAUGGCUUUGUCUUCUACCUGUUUCAUGUGGAGCUCAACGAAAUGGACCCAGCAGAGAACCCGGAAAAGGGUGCCAAACCCAACAUGGCCAACCCCACCGAUGAGAGUGCCAUCAUCCCUGGUCCUCCCUUCCUGUUCGGAGCAUGCUCAGUGCUGCUGUCCCUGCUGGUUGCUCUCUUCAUUCCGGAGCACAACGGCCUCAACCUGCGGAGCGGCAGCUACAAAAAGCACAACAACGGCGCGCAGAGCCACUCGCACAGCUCGCAGGGCGGACCCUGCGAGGGCAAAGAGCCUCUCCUGGAGGACAGCAGCGUAUAACCCUACCGACGAGGGGGGCGGGGACACACCCCAAACCCCCUCGCGCUCACCAACCCACCUCCCCAGGCGCACACGAGCGGUGCACUUUUUGCAAAGUCUUGUUCCCCCGCAGCUGCGGGCACUUGGACCGGUGGACAUUAAACGUGCGUAAACGGCCAGCAGGGAACUGGCCCUUGGCCUCGUGGGACAGGAAGUGAGCCUACGGACAUUUUGCCUCGCACACGUGAGGAACACGCCGACAAGGACUUUGCGUGAAGGUUUUCCUGGUUUUUAUUGUUACGUCGUUUUUUUGGCGCUUCUCUUCAGAAUUUCAACGUAAAUGACACACAUGUUCCUCGUCCAAAGAAACCUGGUAACUGUAGGGAGGUAUCUGUCGUGAGAUGUUACGGGCUAACUUUUGAUGUGCUGCUUUUUACUGGAUUUUGUGGGUUUUGUAUUUAGCAGGAGUGAAAGGGAGAGCGAGAGCUUGGAUGUUGUGCAGAUGUGGAAGAGCCUCAAACUGAGUCUUUAUGAAGGUCGUCAUCAUCAUCAUCACUUGACUGAAUCAUUGCAACCUCGACGAGCAGGUUCUCUUCUUUUACAUCCCACGAAAUAGCUCAUGCUUUCUGUCCUACGUAGAGGAAGAAAAAGUUGCCUUGAUGACAAUAAAAAGUUUGCUAUAACCCACAUGAAGACUACGCUCUGAGAAGGGUCAGCGAUCGCGCCGCUCCCGUGUGAGCCUGCACAUAUAUGAUGAUGUUGUUUGUCGUCCGCCUCACUUCCAGAGCUCCCUGUGAAAGUCAGCACUGCCACGGUACAACAGGCUAGCGGGGCUCUCGCUCAUCACACUUGGUUUUUAUAUUACUGCGAGCACUGAUGCGGGUGGAAUAGCUGAGAUGUGAUUGGACGAGUGUCACUAGAUCCAGUGACGUGUAAUUUCUCACAUGCUGCUGUUGUCGGAUGUACAAGGUUCUGUGGUAUAAUACUAGACUCUAAAUGUGAUAUUUCAAUUAGAACGGCGCUUUUUCCGUGUACGUUAAGACCCCCAUAUUUCGCUUUUUACUUGUGGUGCAUUUUCAUUCUAGCGUGAGAGAAUAUUUUUAUCAGAUCUUGACAGGAGCGUUUGAUUUCCUCCAGCAAACCUUAAGUGCAUUCAGACUGCAUUCUUUGAGUUUUUUUUAUCAAGAUCUGGGUUGUUUGUUUUAGGUGCCAUACCUAUUACUUCAUUUCCGUUUGUGUGCGUUUUAGUUGGUUGUGUCUUUUUAAUUUUUUUCUGGGAUUUGUAUGCUUUUUUUUUUAAGACAAAUCGGGUUUCUUUGUCACUGUAACAUGUUCAACUUACAUUUUGGACCAUUUCUGUUGAAGUUUCAUCACUCUCUACUGAUCUGUAUGACCAAACUUGAAUUCAAUUCUUUGUAAUAUAUCCUAAUAUGGAGCGGAUGAUCCUGCAUAAUGACUUUCACUAGCCACUAAUUUGCAAUGAAAUCUGGUCUUUGCCUCAGACAAAAGCCAAUUAAUUUGUGCCUAAAAUGCGCUCAAAGUGAAUAUGUGAAUGGUGGCUGUAAAUAUUAGGAACUAAUGAGAAACUAUUUAUUAAAAGUUUAUUGAUAUUGAAGUCACUAUCUCUGUGUCUUUUCUACUGUUCUGUAACUGUGCUGUAAUUCUGUCUGCUGAAAAAACGUCUCUAAUUUGUCGCAUAUGUUGUUCACCAGUCAAAUCCAUUUCGUUUG